Messenger RNA from Ostertagia ostertagi, 2166 nucleotides. NCBI's taxonomy places the organism in Eukaryota, Metazoa, Nematoda, Chromadorea, Rhabditida, Trichostrongylidae. The record is from the annotation of a GenBank genome assembly.
AUGAAGAUCUCUUCGGCCUUGGUGGAUGUCACCUUGGAAUUGGUUGCUGUGAAAGAUCGUAAUGCUAAGCAAUUGGAAGCAGAAAAAAUUCGGCUGAAGCAAAGCUCCGGUACAAAUGAGAAGUUGGAUGUGCUAAUCCAGAAAAAGAAUGAGGAUGUUCUUCCUGAUACCCGAUCUAUCUGCAUAACUGAGCUUGGCAAUUGGAUGCUCGUAUAUCCAGAUCACUUUUUGGAGGACUCAUACCUCAAAUAUAUUGGAUGGAGUCUCUACGAUAAGGUGCCUGAUGUGAGAUUGAAGUGCAUUUCUGCUCUGCUGCCGCUCUACGAUAAGCCUGACGUAUUGAUGAAAUUGGAGUUGUUUACAAACAAGUUCAAAGAUAGACUUGUAUCGAUGGUGCUCGACAAGGACAAUGAAGUUGGAAUGAAAACAUGCCAACUUAUGACGAGCAUUUACCGUACUUUUCCCACUUUGCUCCAACUGAAAGACUGUGUCCCAAUCUACGAACUUGUAUAUUCUAACCACCGUGGACUUGCUGUUGCAGCCGGAGAAUUCCUCAAUACCAAGGUUUUUCAACAUUCGCAGCGUAGUAGAGCAUCUAGUGUCACGAGCUCUGGUCGAGGUGGAAUGGGUGAUAAUGCCAAGCUUAUUCAGGAUCUCAUUCAAUUUUACAUAGAGGGAGAGUGUCACGAGCAUGCUACUUAUCUGGUCGAUGCGUUGAUCGAUACGAAUCCAAUGAUAAAAGAUUGGCAAACAAUGGUGGAUCUUUUGUUGAGCGAUGAAGUGGAAUCAAGCGAGUCGCAGUUGAUCGAAGUUUUGGUGUGCUCUGUUCGUCAAGCUGCUACGGGUGAUCUACCAGUUGGUAGGUCAGUCGUCAAACGAGGAGCGCCUUCUACCAAGGAAAGCCGUACUCUUGUGGAAGAUCGUACUCGGCUGUCAGAAGUUCUCAUUCCUGCACUCCCAAAAUUAUUACAGAAGGUGCCUGAUGUGAGAUUGAAGUGCAUUUCUGCUCUGCUGCCGCUCUACGAUAAGCCUGACGUAUUGAUGAAAUUGGAGUUGUUUACAAACAAGUUCAAAGAUAGACUUGUAUCGAUGGUGCUCGACAAGGACAAUGAAGUUGGAAUGAAAACAUGCCAACUUAUGACGAGCAUUUACCGUACUUUUCCCACUUUGCUCCAACUGAAAGACUGUGUCCCAAUCUACGAACUUGUAUAUUCUAACCACCGUGGACUUGCUGUUGCAGCCGGAGAAUUCCUCAAUACCAAGGUUUUUCAACAUUCGCAGCGUAGUAGAGCAUCUAGUGUCACGAGCUCUGGUCGAGGUGGAAUGGUGGAAUCAAGCGAGUCGCAGUUGAUCGAAGUUUUGGUGUGCUCUGUUCGUCAAGCUGCUACGGGUGAUCUACCAGUUGGUAGGUCAGUCGUCAAACGAGGAGCGCCUUCUACCAAGGAAAGCCGUACUCUUGUGGAAGAUCGUACUCGGCUGUCAGAAGUUCUCAUUCCUGCACUCCCAAAAUUAUUACAGAAGUUCAUCGCAGAUCGCGACAAAGUUGCAAACUUGAUCACACUGCCGCUCAAUUUUCAAUUAGAUAUGUAUAUGGCCGGUCGAUUGGAGAAUCAUCUCAAUGAACUCAUGCGUGUGAUAGAUAUGGUCGUGGAAAAACAUGCUGACGAAGAGAUGAUGAAUACAGUGGCUGAAAUGAUCACUUACUUCUCGACGAAUACCUCAGUUGCACAGAAUACAGAGACCUACAGAUUGAAGCUUAUUGAUGGGUUGGCUCUGCAACUUCGUCACACUGUACAGCGUUGCAUGAAUGAAGACCAAUGGGACGAAGAGGAUGAGGCAGCAAUGCUGGCCGCUUUCCGUAAGAUAACAGCAUUCGCAAGUCACAUUGACUUGAAGAAGUGGGAUUUGUGGGAUGUGGUACUGCAUGUGCUCAACAACCACGACGACAAAGCACCUCGUGACGUCAUUGACAAGUCAAUCUGGUUCCUUUUCAUGCAGUUAAACUGGGAUUUGGUCAGACUUGUUCGAGACCAAGAACCAAACAAGACGGAAGCGGUGAAGAAAUUGAAAAAGCGUCGUGAUCAAUUUUUGCACGAUGUCAAUAUAAUUCUUAGUGAAGGUGCCUCUGGAGUUGAACUGGCGUUCCAGUGUCUAAAUGAUUCUCUC